Molecule: messenger RNA, 2521 nt
Organism: Dreissena polymorpha
Lineage: Eukaryota; Metazoa; Mollusca; Bivalvia; Myida; Dreissenidae
Exons: 11
Coding region: 412-1938 (508 amino acids)
Biological process (GO): proteolysis
Cellular component (GO): lysosome
Molecular function (GO): cysteine-type peptidase activity
Source: RefSeq, a predicted model, not a curated record
ACAAAAGGGACAUAGAUAAAGUCGCUUUUCAGACAUCGUUACGUAUUUCAGUGGGUUUAUAUUGGUAAUGAUAAGGGAUGGGACAGCUGAAUAAAAAUAGUAAAUGGCGGCAUGGAUGAACGGUGUUUUGAAAUUAUUAGCAAAAGUGGAGGCAAUAACGAAAGUUUUGUUUGUAAAAUUAUUUUAGCUACCUACUGUUUAUAAAUAAAUGACAUACUUUGUGUUGCGAGUGCAAUGUUCGAUUAAAAUAAACUGGGUCAAUUAGACAUUGAUUGUGCGGCUAUGAUUCGCGAUAAAGUGUUAAUUGAACACAUGUUCUUAUUAUUAGCGUUUGCUAUGAUAAAAAAUACAUAUGGAUUACAUAUUCAAUUGAUUCUGUUUAAUGCAUAUUAAAAAACGCUUAUCAAUAAAAUGGUGCAUACAACACGUUGUGGAAUAAUAAUGGUGUUUAUUGCGUUGGAAAUAACUGUGGCAUUUUCGGAACGAUUAACAGGCGUAAGGUCCUUAAACCGCCCAAGGCGCGCCAUAGAGUGGGGACCGGAUAUCGCCGGUCCAUUCUGCGCUAAGCGGGCGCCGCGGUGCUGCCCGGACCGACUGGACGAGUGCUCGGUGCCCAUCUUGGACACGCUUUGUUACUGCGACGACUUCUGCGACCGGGAACGUAGCGACUGCUGCCCGGACUUUCAAUCCGUAUGCCGCCGCCGGCCUUCUCCACCUCCUCCGAUACGAGCUCCCUGCGAGUACAAUGGUAGAUACUACCGACAAAAUGAGCAAGUGAAGAUUAACUGUAACCUGUGUCGAUGUGUAAGAGACAUCACCAGUACCAACGGGUACUCGUUUCAAUGUGGAAACAAUGUGUGUCUCAUACAAGAGGAUGUUAUAGACACCGUCAACAAGUACCCAAACAAAUACGGAUGGCAGGCGAGCAAUUACUCUCAGUUUUGGGGCCUCACGCUCGAGGAGGGGCGUCGAUACCGGCUGGGAACCAACAAACCGGAUGAACCUGUAAUAAACAUGUCGAACAUUGAGGUACUGAACGAUAAAAGUCUGCCGCGGGAGUUUGACUCCCGGAAGAAGUGGCCUGGCUGGGUACACGGGGUCCGUGACCAGGGCAACUGUGCAGCAUCUUGGGCAUUCUCUACAACCGCGCUGGCAGCUGAUCGACUGUCCAUUGAGUCCCGGGGCGCCAUGGUGUUGGACCUGUCCCCACAGAAUCUGCUCUCAUGUAGUGAUAACAACCAGGGCGGUUGUCUGGGCGGUAACCUUGAUAGCGCCUGGUGGUUCCUGAGACAUCGAGGGGUGACGACGGAGGCCUGCUACCCCUACACCAGCGGGGUCAACGGCAAGAACGGCACAUGUCUGGCACGUGACCUGCAGCGGGAUCGUUGGUGCCCGGCCGGCCGACAGACCCGGGACAAGCUGAUAUACGAGGCCACGCCCCCAUACAAGAUCUCGUCAUCGGUAAAAGAUAUCAUGGCAGAAAUAGAAAUGAAUGGACCAGUGCAAGCGACGUUCCGUGUUCAGGACGACUUCUUCAUGUACCGGUCUGGGGUCUACAAGUACUCACGCACGGGCUCGGUCUCCGCCUUCCAGGAGGACGAUAGAAUGCUGUACCAUUCCGUCAGGAUCAUCGGUUGGGGCGAGGAGGUGAUAAGUCAACGCCUGGUGAGAUACUGGCUGUGCGCAAACUCGUGGGGCACAGCCUGGGGCGAAGGUGGCUACUUCCGGAUCGUGAGGGGGUCAAACGAGUGCGAGAUCGAGUCCUUCGUGCUCGGUGUCUGGGGCAAGGUGGAGGCGGAUACGGUGCUGAGGGAACUACUCAACGUAUUCCGCGCGGAACGUCUGCAGGCGCGCACUGAACUGGAAAGAAGUAGAGGCAGACGACACUUGAGACGUCAUCGCAGACGACAGAACAAACGCAAGAAGCAAAAGUCAUAAUCUGUGUUCAUUUUAUUUUGUGAUAACUUUUUAAAAUUGUAAUCCUUAAAAUUGAUGCGAAAAAAGAAGAAUUACACCAAAUACUACAUCAAGUAUCGAUUUAGGGAGAAAGAACAUACUAUUAAAUGACAUGGUUGAAAACAAAACUUCAGAAUUUGUAAACGGAUGGUUCUGGAUUACCCGUAUGUGUGUGUCGCAUGAAAUGCAUAUGAAUGAACUCAGUUGUUUCCACGCCGAUUCAUGUAUUAAAUGCUCAACGUCCAUUUUACCACAACGUAUGGUCAGUAAGCAAUUAUAUGCUACAUCACAAGAAAUGUAUUUAAGCAUAUAUAGAAUGAUUGAUAUUUGACGACACAUAAUGCAAAUUCGGUGCCUUAAAGAAACCAUGAAAUCGGCUUUACAUUUGCGGCAGGGCGUAGCAUAUGGAAAUGUCAUUAUAAGGAGUGGACGGUUUUAAGUGGUAUUAAAUUUGUUUCCCUUGUAAAGGUAUCAACAACUAAAAAAAGCACCUUGGUUUAUCUUUUCUCGAAACUGUAUCAUAUGUGCGCUGAAUGUGAAUAGACCAAAUAUACGGAUAAGUUAC